GAUUUUGACAAAAAUUAAACCCUGCAUGUCUUCAUCCUACGCUCUUCUCCUCCCCUAAAUCCACUCUCAGAAUUGAACAGUCCAUCCCAAUCUCACCUAUCCGAGAAUCCAACAUCGAAACAACCUAGACGGGCUUCAUACCCGCUUCGAAACGCGGGUGAGGCGACACUUCCGUGCUUCCUAGGUAACAACCGACUCCCUAAAGAAUGGGACCAACAAAGACUUGCUCAAACUUUAUCUCACAAGGUAACUGGGGUGCUUUGGGUAUUCACCUUCCAUAGCAGGGGGUAUUAUUGUUUACGAGAAAUAUAGGUGGCAAACUGUGGUUGGUGGAAUAAAACUAGUUAAAGUGGAAAAACCUUCCCCAGAGUGAUUCAGAGAAGAGACACCAACGUACGCCCGGCAACUUCAUCCAUGGCUCCGCCGCUGACCACCGAUUCUCCCCUCUCUCGCCGCAUCGUCCGUUCCUUCUUGGAUUUCCUCAGCUCCGUUGAACCGGGUGCUGGUGUUAAUGGUGAGGGUAUUCAGAUUGCGAGGGAAUGCCUGGAGGAGGCUUUCAAGCUCAACACUUCUCUUCCUGCUGAUGAUAAUCAUCGGAUUAAACCCGGCUCGUUAGUUGAAAUGUUCAGCUCACUGGAGAAGAACAAGGGGCAGGAGAAUGUGACGUGUCAUGGUCAGGGGUCAGUGGCAGUUCCUAGUGCAUCAGCUGCUCAGGAUGCCACUGGUGCCAAUGUUUCAAAGGCAUUGAAAUCUCUGGGUCAGGAUUCGACGGGUAAACAAAAUGAAUUAGGGGAGUCCAAAGAUGCUCUGUUUGGGCGAUUCUUUUCUGCACUUGAGACAGCUCGUUACUUUAUGCCCUUGCCAGAUGGCAGUGAUGAUCCAGUGAAAUUAGAGAAAGCAACUCAAGUUUUCCAUGAUGCUUUAAAUGAGAUGGAAAGAUCUGGAUGUGAGGAAUUCAGUCCUAAAUUCUUGGCUGAGACCUUGAAAUCCCAAGGUAAUAAGGCCAUGCAAUCAAAGCUGUAUACCAAGGCAAUUGAGUUGUAUGACUGUGCUAUUGCGCUUUGUGAAAAUAAUGCUGUUUACCACUGUAACAGGGCAGCUGCUUACACUCAGAUACACAAAUAUGCUGAAGCAAUCAGAGAUUGUCUUGUAUCUAUAGAGAUCGACCCAAACUACAGCAAGGCAUAUAGUCGUCUGGGAUUAGCUUUUUAUGCAGUAGGUAGCUACCGUGAGGCUAUUGAUCAGGGAUUUAAGAUGGCCUUGCAAUUGGAUCCAAAUAAUGAAGCUGUCAAAGAAAAUAUUCGGAUGGCUGAGCAGAAAUUGAUAGAGCAGCAACAACGAUCAAGAUCCCAUCAGAACACAAGUUCAUUUUCCUUCAGUAGUAGCAAUGGUUCAGCUUCAGAACACCACAAUCAAUCUACAGGUGGGUCAAGAAGCCAGGGUGCACCUCCUCCGUUUGGUUCUAUGCCAUUCAAUACAGGUUCUGGUACUGCUGAUUUUGCAAAUAUGUUUAUGAACAUGGCUGGAAAUGCAUACCAAGGACAGCAUUCUCAAGAUAGCCAAGGUGAUCACCAUAGCAGCAAUGGUAAUGGAGAUGAUGAACCGGAAAUAAGGGUUGAUGGCAACGUGAAUGUUGAUUUUGGAGAAAUGCCUGCAGAACUAUCAGGAGCUCUAAGAUCUGUGAUGCAAAUGUUGUCUGGGGUAGCAUCCAAUGGAAAUGCGCAUGAUACCCCAAACGAAGGACCAACAAGACCAAACUAAACUAAUGAAACAUCAAACUUGUCAGGAACUCUAAAUCUUUCUCACCACCAUUGUGCAUCGUAGUCAGUGGUUUCUUUUCUUCUUCUAUGACAAGUUUCUCUUAGUUGUACACACAGGCAUCAACAUCAGGAAAUGAAAGUAAACAGCUAACUUUAUAUAUUAGACUUUCUAUCAAAAGUUAGUUUGCAGGAUAUUUGGUCCCUUUGUCUGUUGGUUGAUAAAAGUCAUUUUUCUCUAAGUUAUACAAAAACGAAAACCCUUCCUAUUCA
Molecule: messenger RNA, 2030 nt
Organism: Fragaria vesca subsp. vesca
Lineage: Eukaryota; Viridiplantae; Streptophyta; Magnoliopsida; Rosales; Rosaceae
Product: small glutamine-rich tetratricopeptide repeat-containing protein-like
Exons: 10
Coding region: 415-1761 (448 amino acids)
Biological process (GO): post-translational protein targeting to endoplasmic reticulum membrane
Cellular component (GO): membrane; TRC complex
Molecular function (GO): molecular adaptor activity; protein binding
Source: RefSeq, a predicted model, not a curated record